This is a messenger RNA of Lactuca saligna, 2984 nucleotides long. Lineage: Eukaryota; Viridiplantae; Streptophyta; Magnoliopsida; Asterales; Asteraceae. The record is from the annotation of a GenBank genome assembly.
AUGAUGUUACACAAUCAAUGCUACAGAAGUUCAAUUGAGUUGCAGAAUACAAGAAGACCUCCUUGCAUCAAUCAACAUUUGAAGGCUGCAUUCAGUCAAAUGGCAGGGAGCUGGGAUGAAAGUCAUGAACUUGGUAGCCAAUCAGAUGAUAGCUUCCAAUACGAAAGACAACACAUAGAGCCAAUUUAUGAUGCAUUCAUAUGCCCUCUUACAAAACAAAUUAUGAGAGACCCUGUAACCCUAGAAAAUGGACAAACAUUCGAACGUGAAGCCAUUGAAAAUUGGUUCAACGAAUGUAAAGAAAACAACAGAAAACUCAUCUGCCCCUUAACAUUAAAAGAACUAAAAACAACCGAUAUGAAUCCAAGUAUUGCUUUGAGGAACACAAUUGAAGAAUGGAAUGCUAGAAACGAAGCUGUCCAGCUGGACAUGGCCCGCAAAUCUUUAAACAUCGGUUGUCCCGAGACUGAUAUUUUGCGUGCUUUGAGAUUUGUUCAAGAUCUUUGCAAAAGGAAUCUUUCAAAUAAGCAUAUAAUUCGUAAUGCUGAUUUGAUUCCAAUGAUUGUUGAUAUGUUGAAGAGUAGUAGUCGAAGAGUGAGGUGUACAACUUUGAAGACUCUUCAUGUUGUGGUGGAGGAUGAUGAUGAUAAUAAGGAAAUAAUGGCGGAAGGAGACAACGUGAGGACAAUAGUGAAGUUUUUGUCUCAUGAACAAUCUAAAGAGAGAGAAGAAGCUGUAUCUUUGCUCUUUGAGCUUUCAAAAUCUGAAGCUAUGGUUGAAAAGAUCGGAUCUGUUAAUGGAGCAAUCUUGAUAUUAGUUGGAAUGACAAGUAGUAACUCUGAAAAUGUGUCAACAGUUGAGAAAGCGGAUAAAAUUCUUGAAAAUUUGGAGAAUAACGAGAAUAAUGUGAGACAAAUGGCGGAAAAUGGUAGAUUGCAACCUCUUUUGACACUUCUUCUAGAAGGUUCACCAGAACUCAAACUCUCCAUGGCGUCAUACCUCGGUGAGCUGGCAUUAAGCAACGAUGUAAAAGUCUACGUGGCAACAUCCGUGGGGCCCGCAUUAAUCAACCUAAUGAAAACCACCAACAUCCAAUCACGAGAAGCCGCCUUAAAAGCCUUAAACCAAGUCUCCUCAUGCGAACCAAGUGCCAAAAUCUUAGUUGACCAAGGCAUCCUUUCGCCAUUAGUCCAACACCUUUUCACAAGUCAAAGUCAACUCCCGAUGCGCCUCAAAGAAAUCUCCGCCACAAUUCUUGCCAACAUCGUAGCCUCCGAUUCCGACUUCGAUUCCAUUCCCGUGGGCCCCAACCACCAAACUUUAGUCUCCGAAGACAUAAUCCAUAACCUCCUCCACCUCAUCAGCAACACGGGCCCCGCUAUCGAAUGCAAACUUUUACACGUCCUCGUGGGCCUCACAAACUCACCCGUUACUUUGAUAAGUGUUGUGUCAGCAAUCAAAAGCUCGGGUGCUAUUAAUAGUUUAGUGCAAUUCAUUGAGGCCCCACAACAAGAUCUUCGUUUAGCUUCGAUUAAACUUUUACAUAAUUUGUCCCCGAACAUGGGACAAGAGUUGGCGAGUUCGUUACGUGGGGCUGCCGGUCAACUCGGUGGGUUAAUCAAAGUGAUUUCAGAAAACAUUGCGAGCACCGAGGAACAAGCGGCGGCUGUCGGGUUGUUGGCGGACCUUCCGGAACGUGAUAUGGGACUUACAAGACAAAUGUUGGAUGAAGGCGCGUUUGAAAUGGUAGUUUCUAGAAUCAAAAUGAUAAGACAAGGGGAACCCAGAAGAUCCCGUUUUGUAACACCGUAUUUAGAAGGACUUGUGAGGGUCCUUUCGAGGUUGACUUUUGUGUUGACCGAGGAACCGAAGGCUGUUUCGUUAUGUCGUGAACAUGAUCUCGCGGGGUUGUUUGUUGACUUACUUCAAGUCAACGGGCUUGAUAACGUGCAAAUGGUUUCAGCUUUUUCUUUAGAGAAUUUAUCUCAAGAAUCGAAGAAUUUGACUCAACUCCCUGAGAUUCCGCCACCUGGCUAUUGUGGGGUGAUGUUUCCUUGUUUUAGCAAACAACCGGUGAUGACGGGGCUAUGUAGGGUCCACCGUGGGGCGUGUUCUAGAAGGGAUACUUUUUGUCUUCUAGAAGGUCCCGGAUUAGCUAGACUUGUGGCGCUUUUGGAUCAUACGAAUGAGUUAGUGAUUGAAGCUGCAUUGGCUGCUUUAUCAACUUUGUUGGAUGAUGGAGUGAAUAUAGAACAAGGGGUUGCUGCUUUAUGUGAGUGUGAAGGGAUUAAGCCGAUUUUGGAUGUUUUAGUUGAAAAAAAGACUGAUAAUUUAUGGAGGCGAGCUGUUUGGGUUGUUGAAAGGCUUUUAAGGACUGAAGAUAUCGCGUAUGAAGUUUCGGGUGAUCCGAAUGUUAGUACAGCUCUUGUCCAGGCGUUCCAGCAUGGCGAUUAUCGGACACGUCAGAUUGCUGAGCGGGCGUUGAAACAUGUUGACAAGAUUCCAAACUUCUCGGGGAUCUUUCCCAACACAUAAUGGAAGAUUCUAGAAACAAUUGUCGAUGUUGUUGUAUGAUAUGUGGUUUUGUGUUAUGUUUUAUUUUAUUUUUUUGUUUCUUCAUAUUGUUUUCGUUAUACACUGUUGGUGUGAAGGGAUUUUGACAUUAAUGGCUUUUAGCCGUUUUUGUGAUUUCUUUUACGUUGGAUAGUGUAUAUAGAAAACAGAUAUGAUGUUUUUUUUUCAUUAGAUGUGUAUAAUUGAUUUUUUGCUUUGUUGUUGAAUCGAGGAUAUGUUGGGUGUAAAAUUGUGCAGUUGUUUUGUUGUCUUUACUUAAAAGAAUUUGUUGAGGAAGUUGAAGGGUGUAUGUCGUUUGAGUUGUUGAAUUGUAACAUAAAAAAAAUGUAAUUUAAGUUGAUUUUAUUUUAGUGAAUGUGUUUCCAAACUCAACAAGACAACAAUGAACGAAUUAUGAUAUAAUAUAUGGG